CGCCCCCUGCCUGGGAUGGAGAGACCGGGCUCUCUGGAGUGGCUGCAUGACUCGAGACAGGACUGACCUCGCUGGGCAGAAAUCCAGGAACUUGCAUCCUCUCCUAAGCAACGAUGAGCAUUGGUGUCUAAGUAAUGUCCUUUGAUAAUUAUUAUGGCAUAAUUGUUGAAGAAAGAACUGCACUGGCCUCAAAGUACAGGAUUCUGUUUCAUCCAGCUAUGCUGCGUGAUCCAGACCAGCUGGGAUUUUGAACCUUAAGAAGAGACUGCUCAGGGGCUCACUGCGUUACUAUUUUCCUUUGAGGUGAGUCGUGGCAAGGAUGGGGGAUGCAAGGGAUAUCUGUCCUCACCUGGAUUCGAUAGGUGAGGUCACCAGGGAUGACCUCCUGCUCAAAUCCAAGGGAACUUGCCAGUCUUGUGGAGCUGGGGGACCAAAUCUCUGGGCUUGUCUCCAGGUUGGGUGUCCUUAUGUUGGCUGUGGGGAGUCCUUUGCUGAUCACAGCACCCUACAUGCACAGGCCAAAAAACACAACCUGACGGUGAACCUGACCACAUUCCGGGUGUGGUGUUAUGCCUGUGAGAGAGAGGUAUUCUUGGACCAGAGGCUGGCAACAAAUGCUUCCUCCCCACCGUCAAAGUUUAGUGAACAGGAUUCUCCAUUGCCUGCUCACCCUCUGAAGGCUGUUCCAAUUGCAGUAGCUGAUGAAGGAGAAUCUGAAUCGGAGGAUGAUGAUCUGAAACCAAGAGGCCUUACGGGAAUGAAGAACCUGGGGAACUCCUGCUACAUGAAUGCAGCACUUCAGGCCCUCUCUAACUGCCCUCCUCUCACGCAGUUUUUUCUGGAGUGUGGCGGGCUGGUACGCACAGACAAGAAACCAGCACUAUGCAAAAGCUACCAGAAAUUGGUCUCUGAGGUGUGGCACAAGAAGCGCCCAAGCUACGUGGUGCCAAGCAGCCUGUCUCAUGGAAUUAAACUGAUCAACCCCAUGUUCCGCGGCUAUGCUCAGCAGGAUACCCAGGAAUUCCUACGCUGCCUGAUGGACCAGCUUCAUGAAGAGCUAAAGGAACCAAUAGUUGCUGAGACAAGAGACUUAGACACAAACAACAUAGAUGACAAACGGGAGGGUGACCGCAGCCCUUCAGAGGAUGAGUUCCUCUCCUGUGACUCCAGCAGUGACAGGGGUGAGGGAGAUGGGCAAGGCAGGAUGGGGGGCAUGAACAGCUCCCUGGCAGAGACAGAACUGCUGAUCCAGGAUGAGGCUGGCAGAGGGAUCUCUGAGAAAGAAAGGAUGAAGGACAGGAAAUUCUCUUGCGGACAUCGGCGGACCAACUCAGAACAAGUGGAUGAGGAUGCAGAUGUUGAUACUACCAUGAUGCCAGUUGAUGACAGAGCUUCCCCUGAGUCGCUCCCCGCACCCCGUCCUGCCAGCCCGUGUAGGACACCAGAGCCAGAUAAUGAUGCCUACGUGCGCUGCUCCUCUCGCCCCUGCAGUCCAGUUCACCAGGAGAUGCACUCCAAACUGUCCAGCAGCCCCCCUCGCUCUAGUCCUGCAAGACUCGGACCCUCCUAUGUGCUUAAGAAAGCCCAGAUGCAGGCUUCUGGGAAAAAGAAGAAAGAGCUUCGUUAUCGUAGUGUUAUUUCUGAUAUCUUUGAUGGCUCCAUUCUCAGCCUGGUGCAAUGCCUCACCUGUGACAGAGUGUCCACAACAGUGGAGACGUUCCAGGACCUGUCACUCCCGAUUCCUGGGAAGGAAGACUUAGCUAAACUGCACUCUGCCAUUUACCAGAAUGUGCCAGCAAAGACAGGGGCAUGCGGGGACAAUUAUGCCUCACAAGGCUGGAUUGCCUUCAUCAUGGAGUACAUCAGGAGGUUUGUGGCAUCCUGUAUCCCCAGCUGGUUCUGGGGUCCUGUUGUCACACUGGAAGACUGUCUUGCUGCUUUUUUUGCUGCGGAUGAGUUGAAGGGGGACAACAUGUACAGCUGUGAACGGUGUAAAAAGCUGCGGAACGGAGUGAAGUACUGCAAAGUUCUCCGGCUGCCUGAGAUCCUGUGCAUCCACUUGAAACGAUUCCGGCACGAGGUCAUGUAUUCCUUUAAAAUCAACAGUCAUGUCUCCUUCCCAUUGGAAGGGCUGGACCUUCGACCCUUCCUGGCCAAGGAGUGCAUCUCCCAGAUCACCACCUACGACCUCCUGUCAGUUAUCUGCCAUCAUGGCACAGCCGGCAGUGGACACUACAUAGCAUACUGCCAGAAUGUGAUCAAUGGCCAGUGGUAUGAAUUCGAUGACCAGUAUGUCACUGAAGUUCAUGAGACAGUGGUGCAGAAUGCAGAGGCCUAUGUCCUCUUCUACAGGAAGAGCAGUGAAGAGGCUGUGCGGGAGCGCCAGAAGGUGGUAUCCCUCGCCAACAUGAAGGAACCCAGCCUGCUCCAGUUCUACAUCUCUCGAGAGUGGCUCAAUAAAUUCAACACAUUUGCAGAGCCCGGUCCCAUCACCAACCACACGUUCCUGUGCUCUCACGGAGGCAUCCCUCCCAAUAAAUAUCAUUACAUUGAUGACCUGGUUGUGAUUCUGCCCCAGAACGUGUGGGAGUAUCUCUAUAACAGGUUUGGGGGUGGUCCUGCUGUCAAUCAUCUGUAUGUCUGCUCCAUAUGCCAGGUGGAGAUUGAAGCUCUGGCCAAACGCAGGAGGAUUGAGAUUGAUACCUUCAUUAAGCUGAACAAGGCAUUCCAGGCAGAGGAGUCUCCUAGUGUCAUCUACUGCAUCAGCAUGCAAUGGUUCCGGGAGUGGGAAGCCUUCGUCAAGGGGAAGGACAAUGAGCCUCCCGGACCAAUUGACAACACCAAGAUUGCUCUUACGAAAGCAGGUGGCCAUGUGCAGGUGAAGCAGGGAGCAGAUUACGGGCAAAUUUCAGAGGAGACGUGGAUUUAUUUAAGCACAGUGUAUGGCGGGGGCCCCGAGAUUGCCAUCCGACAGAACAUAGCACAGGUCCAGGAGCCAGAGAGCCUGCACGGGGAGCAGAAGAUUGAGGCAGAGACUCGGGCCGGAUGAGCUGCACUGAACUGUGGGGCAAAGGCAGCACUUGGCUCCCCUGCUUUUCUCCUUAGGAGCUAUUCUGAGCACUUUUUGGAACUCGGAUGUGUAAAGAGGAACCUUGUUUCUGUUCACCACAGUGAUGUUACAACUUAAGAACUGACUGGUUGGGAACUGCUGAAAGCCAUGAGGGCUCUGGGACAUUGCUGUUUCAGCAGUGCACAGGUGACACACGUGGCCUUCCCAUUUUGUUCUUGCAUCUCCAAUCACAGCUAAGAAACCUUCUUGAGAGGGGCUGGUUUUUCUUAGUCAGCCAUGCGGUCAUGGUUCAUUAGAAUUUCUGAGCUGCCUACAUCUGAGUUUAUCUGUGCUCAGCGUGUUCUUGGAGAGCAAAGCUGGAAGACCAGUAGCACCUUCCCAUUGUGCCACCUGCUCUAAACUUCCCAACAGCCUUGUAGAUGUGGACCCGGCUCUCCAAGUUCCAAGCACACAUGGCUGCGUUAUGUGAAUGGCUUCAAACCCAAGGUAUGAAAUGAUCAGGCUCCACUAGAGCUGAUGAGGUCAGAUGCCAGGCAGGCCCCAAGACUCCUGAUUUGGUCUAUAUGAGAUUUCCUCCCCAGCCUCUACUUCUCCUGACAGCAUUCUCAGAAGGACCCUGCUGCACAGCCUUACCCUGGCUCCCUGUUCAUAAGCUGAAAGGCCCACAGAGGUGGGGAAGAAGCUCCGAGCCAAUCGUGCACAGAGCAAAGUGUCAAAAGGUGGCAUGUGGAAAUGUCCUUCUGUGUGUUGGACCACGGUGAUGCUCCAGUCCCACUGGAGAGAUGCCUGGCUGAGCAGUCCUCAGGCUGCUGGAGUGGCCUCUCUAAAACAAGCUGCCUUUGGCACAAAAGCACCCACACUCAAAUUAGCAAUUUAGCACUCACUGCAGCACUGAGUUUGUUCUCGCUUUUUAAUGCAGGUCUUGUUCAUGUAGAGGCUCAUUUGACAGACAGAAAUACCUCACCCUCUAAUCUGCUGCUGGGAAUACAGCCAGGCAGUGGUGGGUCUUAGUGAGCAGAGGGCAGGGAGGGGGAUGAGCAGAUGGGCAAACACAACUUUCCUUGACCAAGCUUCCCUUGAGAAUUACCUGUUUGUGGAGGCCCCUCUAAGCUAGUAAGGGGACUGCAGAAACCAGAGUGACUUUGGGAAGGGCUUUGCAAGGCUUGGCUGAGACCGAGUGACUAUAAGGCACAGUGAAGCUGCCAAGGCUGAUGUAGACCACUCUGCCUUGUGCCUGGACAGCCUCCUGGGAUGUCUCAUUGGAGAACUAAGCUGCAUGCUCACAGGGGUGGGGAAACUGAACCAAUUCACUGCAUCAGUCUGGGCAUGUUGCAGCCUGGCUCUGGCGCAGGGUUGUGACUGCCUGGACACACUUAAGAAACUGGGGUGGCAGGGGCUGCUCUUUGUCUCCUUGUAGGGAAAGGGAGGGUGGAGAGGAGGCCAGGGGAGGUGUUUCUGAAAUGAAAAUGUGGCCUUCAAACUUUUGUAAACUAAAUGCUUCAGGUUCUUAAAGACAACUCUGUAAAUGGUUCAAGACGUUUCUUUUAUUGUCCGUCUCAUUUAUCCGGAUCCUUGUACAUGUCCAGCCAGGCAGCAGGAGGAGGAGUCUGGGUUGGAGAAUGAGCCACUGUUGGGAUUUCCCAGUGUUUUAAGCUGUCUUUGUUAGUUGCUACCAAGCCUCUAGGGCUGCAUGUUGCUGUGUUGUGUCUGUGUUGUGUGGAGGAUGCUGUACAGAUUCUAACAACACUCCUGUGCUCAAGUAUUUUACUCUGUGCCGAGACUGUGCUACAAUAAAUACACUUGCAUUCAAAAA
Molecule: messenger RNA, 4883 nt
Organism: Gavialis gangeticus (Gharial)
Lineage: Eukaryota; Metazoa; Chordata; Crocodylia; Gavialidae
Gene: USP20
Product: ubiquitin specific peptidase 20
Exons: 27
Coding region: 320-3049 (909 amino acids)
Biological process (GO): protein deubiquitination
Molecular function (GO): zinc ion binding; cysteine-type deubiquitinase activity
Source: RefSeq, a predicted model, not a curated record